AUGGACGCUUUUGUACAGCGGCUGCCGCGCCCGAGGCCGCAGACCCCCUCGAGAUCUCCUACGAGGCCAUCGCCCCUUGGUGAAAGGGCUGCCAAGAAAGUCAAGGUGGAGAUCCAGGAUAGCGACUGUGACGAUGAUGAACAUGAUGUCAAAUCCGCCGACGAGGAUGCUGAUACCUCUGGACUUACUGUCAACGAAGUUUCUGAUGAGGACGACAAAGAUGAUCGCCGUGUCCGACAGACCGACAUCGAGAGUACUCUGCCGCCUAUUGAAGCAGAUAAGGAUGCAAUUGAGGAUGAUAUUUCGGACCCGGACGCGGCCAUCGAGUCACUCCAAAAAGUGAGAGAUCUUCCAGAAACUGAGAUCGCAAAGGAGAGCAACCCGGUCGAGGGUGUUGAGCUGGAAGAGUUCAGCUUAGGCGACACAUUUACCUUUGCCGAUGCUUCUGAAGAACACAUCACCACCAUUGAGGAAGCUUCUUCAUUGCUAAGUCUGGACGAGCUAAAAGACCUUGCUAGAGAGGCCAAAUUCCAGGGUCGAAACAAGGCCGACCUGGUAAGAGCGCUUUGCCGAACAGGCUAUCAGCAGACCGGUCUUUUUGCGCAUGGGCUUCAGAGAUCUGACAGCGGCGAAUCCCAGGCGGCUCGAGGCUUGACGAGAGAUCGCCAUGAUACGCCCGCACAGCUGAGCCGACAAGACUCAAAUCAGACACAACAUUUUCUGCAAAAGAUCAGAGACAUCACUGGACCAUGCAUCAGGCUUUCGCCGCUGACAUAUAAACUCUUCGAGAGGGUGCAUCUAGUCUUCUAUCGCUCCACCGAGUGGACUGAAAAGUCCCUCACGGCAAUCAUUCUCGCCAGUAUUGCACGGCGCAACUACCCCGAGUAUAUCGUUUGCCGAAGCUCAAAUAUCUUCGCUACUCGCAGACAUGUGCUCGAGUUCGAAUCAGCAAUCCGAAUGGAAGCCGAGGUUGAUCAGGUUCUGGAGUUCAAUGGGCCACCGGGCGAAGCAGGGUUUCGCAAAAUCGUGGACAUCUUUGAUCGAGUAUACCCUCGAUGGAAAGCCCUUUUGGCUGAAGAGGAGGAAAAGGAAAAGCGAGUGUAUGAGGAGGGCGAGGGCGCUUACCUGAGAAGAUUCACGCCUGUCCACUCAUAUACCCGUAUCGUUCACAAAGCUGCAUCUGUGUUUGGGCGGUUGAAGGAUCACAAGCGCGAGCAUCAAAUCCUCGCCGAGCUUCUGGAUCAGCAUCUGUUCCACCCAGCACGACGAGGCAGUUGGUACCAGCGCAAGGCCCUGCUCGAGGAGCAUUACAUGCAGGCACUCGACAGCAACGCUGUGGCUGCGGAUCCGGAGAUUCAGAAGAAGCACUGGAAGCGAAUCGCCGCGACCACAUGCGAAACUGGCCUUGAAGAUAAAGACUGCCAUCUGAUAUACCACUAUGAUUUGCAGAAGCGUCUCAUCAAGCUCGAGAAGCAACUGCGUAUACCUCGUCGUCUACAGCAUGAUUUCGGGCACGUUCGUCUUCAGAAGCCCAUAGAACACACGAUAGAGGGCAUUCAAUUGAAGAAAUAUGACCGACAAGGCAAAACCGGUCGUCAAGCAAGCACGAAAACAAUUUGGGUUGAUAAGUUACAAGACGGCGGCGAAUGCAGUGUUGAGGAGAUGUGCCUCAGCUGGUAUCGUAGCCAGGGGUUCAAGGGCUACCACGCUGAGGGAGGCAUCGUCCGCACUUUAUUCGCUUACCUAUUUUACGACAUUCUGUUUCUUUACAUUCCGAAUGUAUUUCAGACGGCAUAUCAGACAUGCCCGCUGGACCUUCACACUGACUCGUUCUACCCAACUCGCAUGUCUGAAAUCAACCAUCGGCUGGUCGAAAUUGCAAAUGGGGAGGCAGAAAGAAUCAUCCGCGAGGUUGAUGCCCGAGAACGCGAACGGCGGACCUGCGUCAUCGGUCUCAACUGGGAUUACGACGUCGAGGAUCUUGUCGAGCUUGUCGGGUGCUUCAACGGCGGCGCACUAGCCGCCCUCUGUAAGGUGAUGGCGCAAGAAUACCGGCAGCGGGGCGGAGGCUUGCCGGACCUGAUACUCUGGCGAACAGAGCCGGAAAAGGAAUGUAUGUUCGCCGAGGUCAAAAGUGCCAAUGAUCGGCUCAGCGACACGCAGAGAUUAUGGAUCCAUGUCCUUACGGGCGCAGGCGUGAGGGUGGUACUUUGCAACGCCGUGGCCAAGGAAGUCAGGGCAGUCGACUGA
This is a messenger RNA of Colletotrichum graminicola M1.001, 2250 nucleotides long. RefSeq lists its product as uncharacterized. The transcript has 2 exons. Lineage: Eukaryota; Fungi; Ascomycota; Sordariomycetes; Glomerellales; Glomerellaceae. Gene Ontology annotation, biological process: interstrand cross-link repair. Gene Ontology annotation, cellular component: nucleus. Gene Ontology annotation, molecular function: 5'-3' exonuclease activity; flap-structured DNA binding; 5'-flap endonuclease activity. The coding region runs from base 1 to 2250 and encodes 749 amino acids. The record is from RefSeq and is a predicted model, not a curated record.